UACGGUUUUGCGGGGCCACAGCAACCCCGGCUCCCAGCUCGCUCCUUCGCUUCCGAGCCGGCGCCCGGGGCGGAAGCCAACAACCUUUUCUGGGUGGUUCAGGUAACAGAUCUGCAUAUCAGUAAGUUUGUGAGUCCCAGUAGAACUUCUGAUUUUGAGAAGUUCUGUAAGGAAACAAUUCCCAUAAUUCAACCUGCUCUUACUUUAGUGACAGGUGACUUGACUGAUGCCAAAACAAAGGAUGGAUUUGGGUCUAAUCAGGUUGAGGUGGAGUGGCAAACUUACCAGACAAUUCUAAAAAGAUCUAAGGUCAUGGAAAAGACAAAAUGGAUAGAUAUAAAAGGAAAUCAUGAUACAUUCAACAUUCCUAGCCUGGAGAGUGUUCGUAAUUACUACAGGAAAUAUUCUGUGUGGCAGAAAGAUGGCUCCUUUCAUUACGUUCAUAGAACACCUUUUGGAAAAUAUUCUUUCACCUGUGUGGAUGCAAGUCUUGAUCCAGGUCCCAAGAUACCCUACAAUUUCUUUGGGUUAUUAAAUGCGAAUAAAAUGGCAGAGUUGUCUGAACUGAUCUCAGAAAGUCAUGAUAGUAACCAUACCAUUUUGUUUGGUCAUUUCCCUACCUCAUCAAUCAUCUCUGUAUCUCCAGGAAUACGAGCAGCCAUGCGUUUUGCCUUAGUUUAUUUGUGUGGGCAUUUCCAUACAUUGGGUGGCCUGAUGCCUGUCCUUCAUACUCGUCAUCCUGAUGGAACUUUAGAACUGGAGUUGGGAGACUGGAAGCAUACUAGGAAGUAUCGGAUUCUUGCUUUUGAUCAUGAUCUCUUCAGUUUUGCUGACCUGAAAUUUGAAGAAUGGCCUGUAAUUCUUAUCACCAAUCCUAAAUCAUACCUUUAUAGUAGCUAUGCUCACGAGCCGCUACAGAGAAUUCUUGAUGCCAGUGGUAGAAGUGCCACUCAGCUUCAUACAUUUGCUAUGCAGGAAAAUCUUUCUCUUAAAUUUGGUCUUUUGGCAUCUUGGCUUCUUCUUAAUGAUCAUUAUAUAUUGGUACGCACAAUCUUUGUGUUAAUAGUUAUAUUUCAAGUUGUUUUGCUGAUUAUUUUCCGGUUUCGAGAAAAACCUAAAUUUAAAGAACCUCCAGGGGUGGCAGUACGAGCCUCUUUUUCUCUUCAUGUCCUCAGCAAAACAGAUUUCUUUUUCUACUCGUUUUUGGUGCUAAAUCUAUAUACCGUUCUAGGACCCUGGUUUGUUGGUGAGCUUACAGAGGGUCAUAUGGGCAUCUGCUUUUCCUUUGGAUUAAUUUUUAAUGGCCAUUUCUUUGAAGGCAGCUCAACCUUCCUUAUUGGAAUUUUACAGGUGGUGUUUUUCAACCUACCAUUGAUGGCAUACACAUGUUGGUGCCUGUUGCUGCGUUGCCAAGGCCAGUGUUUUCGUUCUCAUCUAUAUUUUAUCAAACCAUAUUGGACUGUGCCCAUCCAUUUAAUCAUGUCACUUCUAUUUUUCUGGCAAGCCUUUUCCUGUUACUUCUUACUGAAGGCAUACGGAACUCUUUCUUUUUUUCUCUCUCCAUUGAGAACUUGGGUUGUUGUACUAAGCUCCUUCCUGGUUUACAGAAUUUGGGCAAUGGAAUCUAUUGUGCUGAGAACCUUUANGAACUACCAAGCUUCCUAAUGCUUCCUUUUUUUCAGGAACUUGAAGUAUACAUUCACUUAAACUGUUAAGUGGCAAAGCUGUGAACUAAUUCCGGUUUGUAUGUCUUACGUUCUGGUUGUAUAGACAAUUGAUUAUGAAGGUUCAGGAUUGCCAUGAAACCCCUUCUGUGCUGCUCUGUAA
Molecule: messenger RNA, 1827 nt
Organism: Protobothrops mucrosquamatus (brown spotted pit viper)
Lineage: Eukaryota; Metazoa; Chordata; Lepidosauria; Squamata; Viperidae
Product: transmembrane protein 62
Exons: 13
Coding region: 313-1665 (450 amino acids)
Source: RefSeq, a predicted model, not a curated record